CACCGACCACCUGAAGAAUAUUCCAAAUAAGAGGUAGACAAGGGAAAAACUGUCAAUGGUCUUCAUCACUAACUAAUUUUGAAAGAGUGGAGAUCGAUAUGUCACUGAGAGAGUUAAAAGUUUGUCUCCUGGGGGAUACUGGCGUUGGAAAGUCAAGUAUUGUUUGGAGAUUUGUAGAGGACAGUUUUGACCCAAAUAUCAACCCCACAAUUGGGGCAUCCUUCAUGACCAAGACAGUACAAUAUCAGAAUGAGCUGCACAAGUUCUUGAUUUGGGACACAGCAGGACAGGAGCGGUUCAGAGCUCUGGCACCUAUGUAUUACAGAGGUUCAGCAGCAGCCAUCAUUGUUUACGACAUUACUAAAGAGGAGUCCUUCCAAACACUGAAGAAUUGGGUGAAGGAGCUGCGUCAACACGGCCCUCCAAAUAUUGUUGUAGCUAUUGCUGGCAACAAAUGUGACCUGUCAGACGCCAGGGAAGUUCUAGAGAAGGAUGCCAAGGACUAUGCUGAUUCCAUCCAUGCCAUCUUUGUAGAAACCAGCGCCAAGAAUGCCAUUAACAUCAACGAGGUGUUUAUAGAGAUAAGUAAGCGCAUCCCUGUCGCAGAUGCAGCUGGAGGAACUUCAGGGAAAGGCUUCAAACUGGGACGGCAGGCGUCAGAGUCUCGGAGGACGUGCUGCUGAUGAUGCCGGUCCCUGACUUCAUGUAACCUGUGACCUGACCUUACUUAACCCCCCUCCCUCACCUGCUUGAACUUACAGUUAGCCCACGCCUUCAGUCAGCCUGCCGCCACUGAACGCUGGGUGCAAAAUAGUACUCAAUAACAGAAAGUCAAUAUGCAUUGUCUGAAAUUGCUGGCAAGAGACAUGCGUUUCUGAGCAUUGAAGGAAGUGCUUGCCUAAAAGUGUUAAUAUGUUCGACCCCCACACAAACAUAUAUAUGUAGCCUGUGUUCGGUGUAUAACAGCCCUAUCUCAGGCCACUUUCAGUCACAAAUUCUUGAAUUCAAAUAAUUUUUACUUGUAAAUUUGUACAUGUUUAUGAUAUUUCACCCAUAAAAUAAUGGGUUAAAUCUUCACAAAUAUUUUGAUACAGUAGUAGUUAAGUUAUUUCGUUUUUUUUUUUAAGAUAACUAAACAUUUUUCAGUUUCUUGAAGGAAAUGCUUCCACAGUUAAUGUGCACAGAUGCAGAUGUUGAUUAAACAGAUCAUCUUAGUCAUUGUUUAUACAACUGUCUCAUCUCAGUGUUUGCUCCUUGGAAGUAUAUUUGGAAAGAUGUUCUACACUUGAAGAGGAUUGUACACACUAAAUUUACAAUCUUCUUAUGCAAUUACUAUUUUCAUUAAGAUUUUUGAGUAAAUGGGUGUUUUAAAGUAAAAUAGAGUCGCACAGUAUAAAAUGCAGAGUAGAAAAAGCCUCCUUUAUUUUGUAUGAGUCAUGACUUUGACUUUGUUUUCAUCUGUCUUUGGCUUGCAAAGGAAUUCUGAUUGUCUGUAGCCUCAGAGGAUGAUAAAUCGUCGUAAUAUCUCAUCUCUGUGAUGAGAGGAACCUGACAGUCCACAUCUGUAUGAUGCUUUAAUCAGGACUGAAAAUGCUGAAUUUGCUUGUAACUUCAAGUUUCAUCACAGUUCCAGCUUCUCACACAUGUUCCACAUUUCCACUUGUAAUUGCUUUAAAAGUAUUAACAGAAUCCUGUAUAUGAAAGCCACCUUGCCAGUUGUUUCACAAAAUUACAUUUGCUUUUUUUCCUCUAAUCUCAUUUUAAGUGUUUGCUGGCGAGCCUGUCUGUCUUUAAUCUAUUUUGCUGCUACUUUACAACACUUUUACAGGGGGUGGUGAUUUUUGUGAGAGGUUGCCAACUCUUUACUUGUCCCAUAAACAUUUUUUCAACUUUCCUUUUUUUAACACAAUCAGCACUGGCUUGCUCACCCAAUGUUGUUUUACUGUCUGGCCUAUGAUGAAAACAAUGAGAUGUGGAAACUAGACCUCAUUCGGAGGAAACUUGAAGAACUUAAACCCACCGUUAGCAGAGGGCUACAGACACAGAAUCAGAUGUGGCAUUGUGUUGACACGUUGACCCCUUAAUGAACCUUUAGUCUCCAUUCUGCUCUACACUACUGGAUGUGUUUUGUUCCAUGAUCUGCUCUCCAGUUUUCCUUUGUUUCAUUUUUGUUCUGCUUCAUUCCUAUAAACUCUAGACCCCCACUGUCAGGCCAGCCUUUAUUUUAUUUCAAACAAGUGAAACACAGGAUCUUUGGCUUUUAGCUACCCUAUCAUCAUGUUUUAUGCGAUACAAUCAAUUUAUUUGCCUCUUAUAUUGGCCUUGACUCAUGAUUCCCCACACUUUACUCUGUGGAAUUUCAUGCUCAUCUCCAACUCUUUGGCUUCAAACCUCUUUUCAAAUUUGCCAAAAAAAAAAAAAAAGAUAUAUGUUAAGUUAGACUGUAUUUGCACAUCACAAAUCAUAUAAUUUCUGCACUUUUCUGUCAGCGCAGAUGACUUUAUAUGCCUUGAAGCAUCUUAAAUGUAGCUGUAAAGAGAUGUGCUACCUAUAUUUCAGGAUUUGUCAGUACAGUGCAAUAGUUGAUGACAAAGUUAAAAUGUGACCUAAUCCAAGGAUUAUUGAGCGUUACUGCAUAUUCACAUAUUCUGGAUAUACAAUCCUAACACAGAUGAUCGUAACAGUUUUCUAUGGACCUCAUUUUAUGCUGAUUUGAUGGCAUGUCAGCUCAUUGAUGUCAAAUGACAGUGCCAUUCAGGGUCAAAACCUAAAGUUGUGAUUAGCUUUUGAUUAACUUCCCUAUGAGGCCUGCACUACAUCAGGAUGCUAGCUUCACCUACAAUAAUAUAUACUAUAGCUAAAGCAAUUCUGUUAAAAGGGAAUCGCUCUGGUACCUUAAAAGCUGCACUUUGACUGAUUGUUUGUAUUAACUAGCCCACAGUACUAACACUCUCUCCUGUCUGCCAUUAUCUGUGUGAAAUCACACAUGAAAUAUUUUUAAUGACCCUUGCUGUUAUUUAGGUCUUGACUGUUUGCUCAGUUCUUAUUACUGUGAAGAACACGGUGCCAAAUAAUGUCAGUCAGUUUAUUACACCUCGCAUAAUUACCUUUUUUUUUUUUUUUAUUGUUUAUGUAUAAGUUAAAUUCCUAAUCACCUAAUUGCUUAAAAAUGUUGAGGCUUGAUGAUAAUGACAUGUUUUCCCAUAUUUGGAAAUGUAAGGCAGAAGUAGAAAUGGUUUGCCAGAUUUGCAUUGAAAAUUACAAACAGUCUUGGGCUGGCCCUGGGAAUGUGAUUAAUCUAUAUUAUGUAUAUUUUUCAGUGUAAAUAUCUAUACACCAUCAGUUUGCACACAAAUCAGUUACUAUAUUCUAAUCCAUUUGUGUGACCACAAAUAGACUUAGAUUUUGCAGUAAUACCAUUAUCAACAGCACUAUAGUUAACCAUAUUUAGCUUUUUAUUAUGUUUCAUAUUGAUUGUAACAAAUGCUUGAAAACACGUGUUGCAGUGUGUUUCCA
Messenger RNA from Sphaeramia orbicularis (orbiculate cardinalfish), 3516 nucleotides. It is a transcript of the gene rab22a, whose product is annotated as RAB22A, member RAS oncogene family. The record is from RefSeq and is a predicted model, not a curated record. Gene Ontology annotation, molecular function: GTP binding; GTPase activity. The transcript is spliced from 7 exons. NCBI's taxonomy places the organism in Eukaryota, Metazoa, Chordata, Actinopteri, Kurtiformes, Apogonidae. Bases 99 to 683 code for a protein of 194 amino acids.